AAGGUGUGAGAGUCGGGGCCCAAGGGUCCCUGGUUUUGCCUCACGACCUUCGUCAAGGUCCUCAGUCAAGGAAGGGACUGUGUGCAAGGGGCUCGGGCCUAACCCACGGUGUGUGUGUGUACCAAGCACUGAACUGCAGGUGUGACUACUGGACCAGAGCUGGCUCCCAUGGGAACUUGUACGAAGACAAUGGAUGGCUGGACAGCCUGUGCUUACCUGCAACCAGGCCCAGACCUGCUUGGCCCAGACCUGCUCGAUCUAAACGGUUGCACCUGGUUCCCAGAGCAACGGGGCUCCUCACAAUGACUUUCGGGUGCUCCCUCCCGCUUCUGCCCGCCUUGGCCAGGUGCCCCCCGCUUCUGAAAUGACUAUAAAAGCUUCCCCCUGUGACUCACACUUUGAGAUCUCCCCACGGACAGAAGACGGAUCCAUUGGCCAGACGCCACGCCACGAGGACGCCUCUGCCGUUGGUAGCUAUAUCCCCCUGCCCCCCUUUCCUCGCUCUGUAUCCUAUUUUUCCUUUCUCACUCCCUCUAUCGCAAGUGUUGUUGGCACUCAAUAAAGGUGCAUUUGUUGUAUGAUUAAACUAUUGUCCCCUCGAGUACUUUUUGCACUCUGAGAUCACACGAACCUAUCACGAUUCCUGCUUGGAUCGUGACAUUAAAUUGGCGUCACGGACAGGAUUCUGACAGACAGAGGGGUUGCGAGGUUGUGUGUAGUCUGUACCAGGGGGAGGAAGUUUGGCUCCAGCCGCACCUAGCCCGUCACCUCGGUGAACGUGGUUAGAAAGCAAGGGGGGCCUCUCUGAUUCCUCGCACACUGCACACACCUAAGGUGUAACAGCACCCCAAACUCGAUUGAGGGCUCUGUUGUCAGAAUUUCACAAAAGAACUUUGAGUGCAAAAGUCGGGACUGACUACCUGGUGUUAGGGGGAGACAUCCUGUGUUGUAAUUGAAGGUGAACCUCCCAGGUAGAUAGGUCUCCCCACCCACCCAGGGAAGAAAAGGGAAGACACAGCCCUGCUGUGCGUGUGUGUGUGUGUAACUAAGCAGUGCCUCCCUGACGUGGUUUUGAUCCCUACACAGACAUGGCUGAGGAGCUCCCUGUAAAAGAUAAAGCUGCAUUUUAUGCCUUGUUGGCAAAACAUAAUGCCCGACCCUCUCCUGGGGGAGAAGAGUGGGCAAAAGAUAACUGGUUUAACUUGGAGAGUGUAACUGAUAGAAUAUCUUCUUUGCAACAUGAAGUAAAGUAUAAAUUGGGCAGAAAUAAGAAUGUCCUUGCUUCAGUUUUGGGAGCUUGUCUUACAGCAGCCAUAGCAGAACGUAAUGUGAAAAUGAGUGAGGAACAAAAAAUCAUAGACUCUCUUCAGGAUUUAGUAACAAUUUUGCAAGGACAGUUAGAUCAGGAGAGGAAAGAGUUAGAUCAAGAAAGAAAAGAGAAUCUUUUACUGAAAACAGCUUUGAAAGAAUUAUCUGUUAAAAACUCUAAACAUGAUGACCCCUCCCAAAUUACUGUGGAAAAGGAAUCUCCUUGUAACAAUCAAAUAUAUCCACAAAAAGAUUUGGAAUUGGCUAAAGAAAAAACAGGUCAAACUGAAACCUCGGUGCCAAAAUUGAGACCAGUAAUUAAAAUGGAAUACAAUUACAUUAAUGAUGAAGACACUGACCCACAUAUUACAACUAAAGAAGUCCCAUACACAGCUACUGAAUUAGCAAAAUUGAAAAAAGACUUUAGCCGACUCCCACAUGAAUCAGAAACAGAAUAUGUUUUCCGGGUGUCUCUCACUGGAGAAGAUCAAAUUUUAUUAUCAGAACAAGAGACUGGUGGUUAUUGGGGUCAUGGUGUCUUCUUAACAACUGGAGAUAAGCGCAGACCAUGGUCCCUAACUCAGCAUGCAGCUUACUGGGCUGGGGGAAUUAGUGCCUUGGAAAGAGGAGACCCUUUGGCCCUAGUUGGUAGUUCAGACCAAAUUUUAGAAAACAUUUAUAAAGCUGCCUGUUUACAAAUGAUAGAUGAAAGGAAAUUACUUUUUGGCUGUGAAUCACCCAUGCAAUUGCCUGUAAAGCCUGAAAUUAUGAAUCUUUUAAUUCAAAAGCCUUUGGAAUCACUUAAACCUAUAGCAAUUGUUUUAAGUUUUGUAGAAAAGCUAGACAGAUCCCUCAGAAACCCGAGUGAACCAACCGGAUCUACAGAUCGUGGUUUCAGUCCUUAUCCUACCUUCUCCCAGCCCCCAGUCCCUCGAUUUAAUUCACCUGCCGGUGAUUGUAAUUUUUGUGUAUUGAGUGAAAUUGCAGUAGAAUUGACCAAUUAUGUUAAAACUCCUAGUAGUGAAAAAUCAGAGAAAAGAAAACAGAUCACUAGCCGUCAACACUUGUUACUAUUAGAUAUUAAAAAAGGGGUCCCCAAAGAAAACCCAAAUUUUCUGGGGCAACCCCUCACCAAAAAAUCACAGCCCAGCACACACUUUUCUUUUGAGAAUCUGGGCAGUGAGCCCAGAAACAAUCUAACAAUCCAACCCCCCCCACCUGACAGGGUGGCUGAAAGAGCCUCAGUCGGAGCUGUAAAAAAUCUGACAAUGAACUUGGAUGGCAGCCCAGAAGUACCUGCCUCAGUCACUGAAACAGCCCCUCCCUUUUGCCCCAAGCAGUCUCAUCUUACUGCAGAAAUUGUCCCAGAUUGGGCAAAAUGUGAAAAGACCAAAUGGGCUUCUCAUACCUCUUAUGGAUGGGAGGCUAACAAGGGUUCCAAAAUCACUGCUUUUUGCCCAGCAGUUCCAAGCAUAAAUACGUGCUGGAUAAUUCCUUCAUAUUAAUUUUUUUGCCUUUGGAGGCAGAUUCUGUUGUGUUUAUUUUUUACAGGAGAACUCCAAGGGACAUAAAGACCACAUAAAACCAUGAUAAAACUGGUGAUAUUUUAAAUAUUAUUUGUGUUAUAGGAACAAAAUUAAGAAUUUUAAAUAGUAUUGAUUGAGAAAUAUUAAUUAAUAAAUUGGUUGUUAUAAUUAAGAAUUUGACAAUAUCUUUUACAGUCGUCCUUAUUGGUCUUGGGAAUGAUUCAGUGGUUAUUAUCAAAUAUAUUAUUAAACUGAGAACUGGUAAAUGUGAAUGAUUAUAAAUUGAUAAUUGAUUACAAAACUUUUAGCUAUUAGCUGCCUCCAGUUUUAGUUGUGGAUGCAGUUAGUUGCUGCCUCAAUUAUAAAGAAAUUUUAAAAGAUUUUCAAUUUUGGCAAAACUUAGUGAAUUUUAUUUAAAACUUUAUUAUAAACAUAGUCACAGUUUUUGUAUUGAUCAUAUGUAAUGUUUUAGUAUAUUUGAUAUUUCCUAUUAUUGUGUUAAGUUUAAAUCAUGAUGGAGCUAUUCUCUAUCCUUUCCAGUAUAGGGAAUGGGCCCAUCAAACUGAUGAGAAAUUGUAAACUGUUAAUUUAGAAUUUUGUUUUGUUUGGGAACAACAAAAGUUUAUUUGUGCUCACUUGACAUGGAUGUUCCCAAAGUUAUUGACACCGAGUGAAUUGCACUAACAGCAAAGUAAGGAUUGUUUGCUGUAUAUCUUAAAUUGAUUGUUGUGUUUUUGAUUUUUUGUGAUUUGUUUUGAUUGUUUGAAAGAAAUUUGUUUUAUUGUAAUUAUUAUUGACUGAAAUUGUUUAAUUAGAAUUGUUUGAUUUUCUAAUGGUUAAUUGAAUGUAAACAUAAUGAGAAACAAUUAUUAAAAACAAUUUGUUUUGUUUUCUUUUUUCUUGUUCCUUUUGUUUUCCUCUUUCCUACUUUUCUUUAUCCCUCUAUUCUUUUUCCCUAUUUUUUCCGGGAUAUGCUACUGACGGCUUGAUGAGUCCUGAAGAAUUCACAACCGUGCUGCUGAAUCAACGGAGUUUUCUUGACGACGAUCGUGAGUCACGGGGUGGUGUGAGAGUCGGGGCCCAAGGGUCCCUGGUUUUGCCUCACGACCUUCGUCAAGGUCCUCAGUCAAGGAAGGGACUGUGUGCAAGGGGCUCGGGCCUAACCCACGGUGUGUGUGUGUACCAAGCACUGAACUGCAGGUGUGACUACUGGACCAGAGCUGGCUCCCAUGGGAACUUGUACGAAGACAAUGGAUGGCUGGACAGCCUGUGCUUACCUGCAACCAGGCCCAGACCUGCUUGGCCCAGACCUGCUCGAUCUAAACGGUUGCACCUGGUUCCCAGAGCAACGGGGCUCCUCACAAUGACUUUCGGGUGCUCCCUCCCGCUUCUGCCCGCCUUGGCCAGGUGCCCCCCGCUUCUGAAAUGACUAUAAAAGCUUCCCCCUGUGACUCACACUUUGAGAUCUCCCCACGGACAGAAGACGGAUCCAUUGGCCAGACGCCACGCCACGAGGACGCCUCUGCCGUUGGUAGCUAUAUCCCCCUGCCCCCCUUUCCUCGCUCUGUAUCCUAUUUUUCCUUUCUCACUCCCUCUAUCGCAAGUGUUGUUGGCACUCAAUAAAGGUGCAUUUGUUGUAUGAUUAAA
This is a messenger RNA of Prinia subflava (tawny-flanked prinia), 4481 nucleotides long. RefSeq lists its product as uncharacterized. The record is from RefSeq and is a predicted model, not a curated record. NCBI's taxonomy places the organism in Eukaryota, Metazoa, Chordata, Aves, Passeriformes, Cisticolidae. Bases 1089 to 2813 code for a protein of 574 amino acids. The transcript has a single exon.